This is a messenger RNA of Glycine soja, 4998 nucleotides long. Its product is annotated as DNA-directed RNA polymerase III subunit 1. Gene Ontology annotation, biological process: DNA-templated transcription. Gene Ontology annotation, molecular function: DNA binding; DNA-directed RNA polymerase activity. Lineage: Eukaryota; Viridiplantae; Streptophyta; Magnoliopsida; Fabales; Fabaceae. The coding region runs from base 391 to 4566 and encodes 1391 amino acids. The transcript has 27 exons. The record is from RefSeq and is a predicted model, not a curated record.
UUCUGAGUAAAAUCCAGUGGCGAGUUCCAACCUGACCCUUGCGUUUCUCGCGAAACAUGAGCUUUGUUCACUAGUUCGUAAUCAUAAUGCCACGAAACAAAUAUGUGAAACAAUCAUUUCAUAUUAUUCACUCCAAACAUUUAAAUUAAUCAAUUACUAAUAUUUUAUUAAACAGAGAUACUCGUUUUUUUUACACUCAAAACCCUACGCACCGCCGCACACGGGGCGCCGCCGCACACGGGGCGCCGCCGCACUUUGCACUUGGCUCUGCUCUGGUCAACAGGAAGCACGAUAAGGUUGGGUUUUCGAGGACCAGGAUAAUCGUUUUGGUUCGUGAAAAAAACCCUAAACCCUUUCCUACGCUCUUCCCAGGAAGAAAAAGAAGAAGAGAUGAAUAGGGCGAGAACUGAAGGCAUAACUUUCACGAAGGAGCCGUUCAUGGAGGAUACAGGGCCUCGCAAGAUAAAGAACAUGAAGUUCUCCACGUUAUCAGAAUCGGAAAUAAGCAAAAUCGCUGAAGUUCAAGUGUGGAAAGGUUCCUACUAUGACUCCUUUAAGAAGCCUAUCCACGGUGGCUUGUUGGAUCCUCGCAUGGGCCCUGCUAAUAAGAGUCUUGUCUGUGCAACAUGCGAUGGGAACUUUCAUGAUUGUCCAGGGCACUAUGGAUACUUAAACCUUGCCCUUCCUGUUUUCAAUGUUGGAUAUUUAAGUACCAUUGUGGAAAUACUGAAGUGCAUUUGUAAGGGCUGUGCUCGUAUUCUCCUUGAUGAAGAUACCCGUAAAAAACAUCUGAAGAAAAUGAGAAGUUCCAAAAAGAGUGAGCUGGAUAAGAUUGAUUUUGUGAAAGUUCGUGUAAUUAAAGAUUGUAGCAAAGUUGUGAAUUGCCCAAGAUGCGGAUAUAUCAAUGGUUCAGUAAAGAAGCUUCCGGCUUCGCUGACAAUCAUACAUGAUUGCUCAAAAUGUAGAAAUUAUAUUGUUGAAGAGCUUGAUUCCGCACUUUCUCGUAUGAAAGACUCUAGGGCGACCACCAAUGUGUCUAAUCGAAUUCUUAAUCCUUUCCAAGUUCUUUCCCUGUUUAAAAGAAUGCUUGAUGAGGACUGUGAAUUACUUUAUGUUGCUGAAAGACCAGAGAAACUCAUAAUGACAAACGUUGUUGUGCCACCUAUAGCUAUUCGACCUUCAGUUGUUAUGGAUGAAUCACUGAGCAACGAAAAUGACAUAACAGAGAGGCUAAAGAACAUAAUCCAAGCAAAUGCUGUUUUGCGCCAGGAAUUACAAGAAUCAACUUUUUCGUCCAAAUUUCUGGAUGGUUGGGAUAUCCUUCAAAAUGAAGUUGCUCAGUUUAUAAAUAGUGAUGUCCGUGGUAUACCAUUCUAUAUGCAACCGACCAAGCAAUUGGCUGGUUUUGUUCAGCGCUUGAAAGGGAAGCAUGGACGUUUCCGCGGCAACUUAUCUGGUAAACGUGUUGAAUAUACUGGCAGGACAGUUAUUUCACCCGAUCCUAAUCUGAAGAUUUCAGAGGUUGCAAUACCCAUCCAUAUGGCUCGUAUAUUGACUUAUCCUGAGCGUGUUACUCACCACAACAUAGAAAAGUUGAGACAAUGUGUGAGAAAUGGUCCCGAUAAGUAUCCUGGUGCGAGAAUGCUUAGACGUGAUGGAGGUCACUCAUGGUCCUUAAAAGUUCUUUGUAGGAAGCGUGCUGCAGAUGAAUUGAGGAUUGGUGAUAUUGUUGAUCGCCAUUUGGAAGAUGGAGACAUUGUUCUUUUCAAUAGACAGCCAAGCUUGCAUCGGAUGUCUAUAAUGUGUCACAGGGCAAGGAUUAUGCCUUGGAGAACUUUAAGAUUCAAUGAAUCUGUAUGUAACCCAUAUAAUGCUGACUUUGAUGGUGAUGAGAUGAACUUACAUGUCCCACAGACUGAGGAGGCUAGGACAGAGGCUAUUUUGUUGAUGGGGGUGGAAAACAAUUUGUGCACUCCAAAAAAUGGCGAGAUUCUGGUUGCUUCUACUCAAGACUUUUUAACCUCUUCCUUUCUCAUAACCAGGAAAGAUACUUUUUACGACCGUUCUACCUUUUCACUUAUUUGCUCGUACAUAGGUGAUGGCAUGGAUCCUAUUGAUCUGCCAACUCCCGCAAUUGUUAAGCCAGUUGAACUUUGGAGUGGUAAGCAGUUAUUUAGCAUUAUACUGCGCCCACAUGCUAAUAUGAGAGUCUAUGUGAAUCUUACUGUUAAGGAGAGAAACUACACUGAAGACAAGAAAAUAAAAGACAAGAAAAUAGAAUGGAAAACAUUGUGCCCAAAUGAUGGGUUUGUUUAUUUUCGUAAUAGCGAGUUGAUCUCUGGACAAGUUGGAAAGGUUACUUUAGGAAAUGGCAACAAAGAUGGACUGUUCUCUGUGCUACUGAGAGACUAUAGAGCACAUGCUGCUGCAUCUUGCAUGAAUCGUUUAGCUAAAUUGAGUGCACGAUGGAUUGGCAAUCAUGGGUUCUCAAUAGGCAUUGAUGAUGUCCAACCAAAAGAGAUUCUGAUUAACAAGAAAGAUGAAACAAUUUCAGAAGGUUAUAGGGAAUGUGAUAAACACAUAGAAGCUUUCAAUAAGGGAAAACUAGAACUCUUAGCUGGUUGUGAUGCUGCGCAGACAUUAGAGACUCGGAUUACUGGGGUAUUAAAUGGACUUCGUGAUACGGCAGGGAAGGUCUGCAUGCAAACCCUACACUGGAGAAAUAGUCCAUUGAUCAUGUCACAAUGUGGCUCCAAAGGAUCUUCUAUUAAUAUCAGUCAAAUGGUUGCCUGUGUUGGUCAACAAUCAGUCGGUGGUCGUCGUACUCCUAAUGGGUUCAUAGAUCGGAGCCUUCCUCAUUUCCCCAGAAAAUCAAAAACCCCUGCUGCAAAAGGUUUUGUUGCUAAUUCCUUUUACAGUGGAUUGUCAGCUACUGAGUUUUUCUUCCAUACAAUGGGAGGGCGAGAAGGGCUUGUUGAUACAGCGGUUAAAACUGCAGACACGGGAUAUAUGUCUCGUCAAUUAAUGAAAUCCCUAGAGGAUUUGUUUUUACAUUAUGAUUAUACUGUAAGAAAUGCUGGUGGCUCUAUUGUUCAAUUUUGCUAUGGAGAUGAUGGUAUGGAUCCAGCAGGCAUGGAAGGAAAAAAUGGAAAACCAUUGAAUUUUGAGCGGUUGUUUCUUAAAAGCAAGGCCAUAUGUCCCAAUGAUGAAGAUGAUGAAAUUUUAUCUUCCUCAGAUGUGAGUAAAGUAGUUCAUGAGAAGCUCUCAGAAUUUGAUUUGUCUAGGUUAGCAGAGAAAGGGGUUUUUGAGGUGGGCUUCUCUGCUGACUUCGUUGAAUCUCUACAAUCCUUUAUCAAAGAUAAUGCAAAAUUAACGGAAGAAGGUUUCACUGAUGAGCAUUCUCAAAACCUGAAAAAAUUUGGGCAGAGGAUAUCUGGGAUCACUCGUAAACAGCUAGAUGUUUUUUUGAAUAUUUGUCUAUCUCGUUAUCAUUCCAAAAAAAUGGAGGCUGGAGCUCCUGUUGGUGCAACUGGAGCUCAUAGUAUUGGAGAGCCUGGGACCCAGAUGACUUUGAAAACUUUCCACUUUGCUGGAGUUGCAAGCAUGAAUGUUACUCUUGGAGUUCCUCGUGUCAAAGAAAUAAUGAAUGGAAACAAAAAAAUCAGUACACCAAUUAUCACUGCUAUACUUGAGAGGGAUGACAAUGCAAAUACUGCAAGAAUUGUAAAAGGUCGAAUAGAAAAAACAAAUUUAGGCCAGGUUGCAAAGAGUAUAAAAGUUGUUAUGACUUCAAGAUCAGCAUCAGUUGUUAUCACCCUUGACAUGAAAAGAAUCCAGGAUGCACAUCUAAAUAUAGAUGCUAAUAUUGUAAAAGAAUCAAUUUUACGAACUAAAAAGACAAAACUGAAACCAGAGCAUAUCAAGAUUUUAGAUAUUAAAAAGCUUGAAGUGGUUCCCCAAGAUGUGGAUAGAAGUAAAAUCCAUUUUCAGCUUCACUAUCUGAAAAAUUUGCUUCCGACAGUUGUAGUGAAGGGCAUUAAAACUGUGGAUCGAGUUGUUAUCAGUAAAGACACCAAGGCUGAAAAGUUCAGAUUACUGGUGGAAGGCACGGGUUUUCGAGAGGUUAUGGGAGUUGAAGGGAUUGAUGGACGUAAAACUGUUAGUAAUCAUAUCCACGAAGUGAGGGACACACUGGGAAUUGAAGCUGCUAGAGAGAGUAUUGUUAAGGAGAUAAAGUAUACAAUGGUGGAUACACAUGGAAUGAAUAUAGACAUACGCCAUAUGAUGCUUCUAGCAGAUAUGAUGACUGCCACGGGUCAUAUCCUUGGAAUAAAUAGAUUUGGAAUUUCAAAGAUGGGCAAAAGUGUAUUAAUGCUUGCAUCAUUCGAGAGGACAGCAGAUAUUCUUUUCCAGGCAUCUGUACGUGGGAGGGAUGACUCGAUUGGUGGAGUAAGUGAAUCCAUAAUCAUGGGUAUACCAAUUCAAAUAGGUACUGGAAUGAUCAAGGUCAAACAAAGGUUGGAUCCUCCGGAGUUGCCUCAUGGUACCAGUCCUAUUCUAUCUUGAAUUUGAAAUAUAUAUUUCCAGCAAGAAUGUGGAUCAUCCAGGUCGGAGUGCAUUGAAUGCUGUCAGCUUAAGUUGGGAAAUUUGAAAUGUAUGUGCGUAUAUUUUGCCAAAAACUAUUGCAGAACAUUUCUCUGCUUAGAGAUGCAUGCAUGGAAUGAGAUUUCCUGGCUUCCAAAUGGUCUUUAGCUAUCACCAGAGUUCAAGCACAUGAGAAGGGGAUAGGAAAGAAAAGGAGACAUUAUUUUCAACCGAGCAUUGCUUGUAUCUUUUAGCCAAAAUAUGAUUUUAAUGAUUAGUAAUCAUUGUGAAAUUUUGCAUUUUACAAAUCUCUUAUUGACAUCGAUCCAUGUAGUUUAUCUCAUAGUAGGAUAACUAUUUGUUGCAUCACCUUAACCAUUAUAAUAACAAUAUCAAAUAACUAAUUUUAAAUUA